Micromonas pusilla CCMP1545 is the source of this 914-nucleotide messenger RNA. RefSeq names its product nitrate high-affinity transporter accessory protein (gene NAR2.1). The record is from RefSeq and is a predicted model, not a curated record. Gene Ontology annotation, molecular function: nitrate transmembrane transporter activity. The transcript has a single exon. Bases 49 to 690 code for a protein of 213 amino acids. Gene Ontology annotation, cellular component: plasma membrane. Lineage: Eukaryota; Viridiplantae; Chlorophyta; Mamiellophyceae; Mamiellales; Mamiellaceae. Gene Ontology annotation, biological process: response to nitrate; nitrate transmembrane transport.
GCGCGCAACGCCCGCGUCGCCGCGUCGUUUCCAUCCAGCAUCCUCACGAUGAACAAGUUCGUCCUCGCCAUCGCGGCGCUCCUCGCGUUCGCCGUGAACUCCGCUUCCGCGGCGACGAAAUACUCCGCGCUCACCAAGCUCUCGACCGUCACCCUCGACGUCGGUGGCGCGGGGACCGGAUCGACGGACUGCGGCGCCACGCAGCUCGCGGGCGCGCACUCGGACACCAUCACCGUCGCCUGGACCGGCUUCACGUCCAACUCCGAGGCGAGCCUCACGAUCAAGAUGUGCUACACCGACGACAUGAUCGUGAACCGGCCGUGGAGGAAGUACGUCGACGCCGUCGACAAGAACAAGCAGUGCUGGCAGAUCCCCGAGAUGACGAAAACGCUGCACUCCGGCAUCGCGACCGCGGACGGCAGCAAGACCAUCACGAUCCCGACCAACACCCCCGCGAGCACGUACUACUUCCAGGUCAUCGGCGUCGACGCCAGCGGGGGCUACGUGUCCUACGGCGAGUCCAGCACGAACUCGUGCAAGCUGACGACGAAGUCCUACGACAACACCCCGGCCACGCUCGUCGGGACGCACGCCACGCUCACGGUGAUCUCCAUCAUCGCGCUCGGCGUGACGUACGCCGUCGAUCUGAGGAAGCAGCAGGCGACGUACGCGCCGUACGUGUCCAAGUGAACGCGCGUUCGCGACGAAUCGAGAGGGAGGGAACUCUCUUCUUAAGGCGGCUUGUACAUCAAUCAUCACGGCGCGUGUUGUUCGCUCCCGGUCGUCGGCGAACGCACGUUGACGCGCGAACGAACGCGUUCAAGCGGCGGAGGCUCGCGCGCGGUGGGUCGUCUGUCUUUGGCGCGAUAUUUAUUGAUAUUGUAGUAUCCAAUGCAUUCAUUCAUUUUCAUUUC